CAAUUCACUCAACACGAAAAGCAUAAUCAUCGCAUAAAACACUACACGAAAAUGGCUAAGCUCGCAGUCCUCUUGGCAACUUUUGCCCUCUUCCUCGUCCUGUCUAACGCCUCCAUCUUCCGCGCUGAGGUGGAGCUCGACGAGGAUGACGUGAACCAGAGAGGCCCACAAGGACGAUGCCAGAGGGAGUUCCAGCAGCAACAGCAGCUCAGGGCCUGCCAACAAUGGAUCCGCCGACGCGCCCAACGCGGCGGUGGCGGGGCCGAUGAUGACAUCGAGCUCGUAUCCGACGACGACGAUUUGAACCAGAGGCAGCCAGCCCUGCAACAAUGCUGCAGGGAAUUGCACCAGGUGGACCGCAUGUGCGUGUGCCCAGUGAUAAGGCGCGCGGCUCAACAGGUGAGGUACCAGGGUCAGCACCAGCCGCAACAGGUGAGGCAGAUGUUCCAAGCUGCUAGGAACUUACCCAACAUCUGCAACAUCCCCGUCGGGCAAUGCCAGUUCUCCGCAACUCCUUACUAAACCCCGAAACCGGCACAUACGUGCGUGCACGCACAACGGAGCUAAAGUUUAGUGCUUGUAUUUUGUUGCAUGCGUGCGAUUUCAAGGGUUUGUGUAGGGUUUUGAGUACGUGUUAGGCAUCACACUAAUCGCGUGAGUGAGUGGGUGCAUGCAUUCUGAGGUUAGAAGCUUAAUAAUGUAACGUGCACUCAUCCUUAAUAAAAUGUUUUAACGACGACUUACUCUU
This is a messenger RNA of Tarenaya hassleriana, 748 nucleotides long. RefSeq names its product 2S seed storage protein 5-like. Lineage: Eukaryota; Viridiplantae; Streptophyta; Magnoliopsida; Brassicales; Cleomaceae. The coding region runs from base 52 to 522 and encodes 156 amino acids. Gene Ontology annotation, molecular function: nutrient reservoir activity. The transcript has a single exon. The record is from RefSeq and is a predicted model, not a curated record.